Messenger RNA from Encephalitozoon intestinalis ATCC 50506, 807 nucleotides. RefSeq names its product glycosylphosphatidylinositol transamidase subunit Gpi8. The coding region runs from base 1 to 807 and encodes 268 amino acids. Lineage: Eukaryota; Fungi; Microsporidia; Unikaryonidae. Gene Ontology annotation, cellular component: GPI-anchor transamidase complex. The record is from RefSeq and is a predicted model, not a curated record. The transcript has a single exon. Gene Ontology annotation, molecular function: GPI-anchor transamidase activity. Gene Ontology annotation, biological process: protein localization to cell surface; attachment of GPI anchor to protein; proteolysis.
AUGUCUCUGGUUUUUCUUUAUGCUUUGAGUGUUGCAGCAAAGAACUAUGCCAUCUUAAUGAAUUCGUCACGGGGAUUCCACAACUACAGACAUAUGGCAAAUGUAUAUAUUUUCUACAAUGUCCUAAAAGAGAACGGGUUCAAGGACGACCAAAUCCUGAUCAUCUCGUACGAGAAUCAAAUCGAAGACAUCCGAAAUGUAGACCGGGGUGGAGUUUACAUCGAUGAGGAUCAGAGGAUUCCCUACUCUGCAUUCACACCAAGCAGCAAUGCUCUUGCAGAUCUUCUUAAUGCGCUUGAGGGAAGGAAUAUCAAGCUGAAGGAUGCAGAUGAGUCCUCUAAUGUCUUUAUAUAUCUCAAUGGGCAUGGAAACGAGACAUUCCUGAAGUUUGGAAACAUUCACUUUAUGACUAAAGAUGACUUGAUGGCAAGGAUAUUGAAGUUGGCUGAAAGAGUCAACAAGAUUCUGCUUGUGCUCGACACGUGCCAGGCCGAAGCUUUAAUUGAUAGAGAGAUUCUGCCUAGUAAUGUAUUUAUAGUGGCCACGAGCAAGACGGGGCAGCCGGCCAUUUCCUCAUUUAGCUCAUCACUUAUAUGUGCAAAUGUUUCCGAUAACUUCCCGUACUUUUUCUUCAAGAGAUUUGGAAAGGGGAUUGACAGGAAGAUCAGACUUCCCGAUCUAUUUUCCGAAAUUGCCAAAGAGCCUCUUGGAUCGGAGCUUGUGUUUGACGAGGAAAAAGACUUCAGGUUUGAGGACUUCUUUGUGCAAAACAACAGUGCAGAGCUUCUUCCCUUCAAGGAAAGAUGA